Messenger RNA from Apus apus (common swift), 2444 nucleotides. It is a transcript of the gene AAGAB, whose product is annotated as alpha and gamma adaptin binding protein. Lineage: Eukaryota; Metazoa; Chordata; Aves; Apodiformes; Apodidae. The coding region runs from base 41 to 985 and encodes 314 amino acids. The transcript has 10 exons. The record is from RefSeq and is a predicted model, not a curated record.
CCCGGUGGUAGCGGCGGGGCCGGAAGCGGCGGCGCGCGCCAUGGCGGCGGCCGGGCCCUUCGCGCUGCUCACCAGCUGCGCCGCCGGCUUCCCGGCCCAGGAGCUCGUCAAACGUAUCACAGGGAAAGAUGACCUUACUGUGGGUGCAAUUACAAGUGGAAGAGUGAAUUUUUACCCCUGGACAAUAGACAAUAAAUAUUAUUCUGCAGAUAUUCACCUCUGUGUGGUACCAGACACCUUUCUUGUCACUGAAGAGGUUGCUGAAUCUGUGCAGGCAUUUGUUGUGUACUUCGACAGCACCACAAAGUCUGGACUGGAUAGUGUCUCCAAAUGGCUUCCCCUGACAGAGGAGUGGUUACCAGAAGUCAUGAUCCUGGUUUGUAACAGAGUAUCUGAAGAUGGUGUUAACAGACAGAAAGCUCAAGAAUGGUGCAUCAAGCAUGGGUUUGAACUGGUGGAACUUAGCCCUGAGGAACUGCCUGAUGAAGAUGAUGACUUCCCAGAGUCCACCGGAGUGAAGCGAAUUGUCCAAGCCCUGAAUGCCAACGUGUGGUCCAAUGUAGUCAUGAAGAGUGACAGGACCCAGGGCUUUGGUCUUCUCAGUACAUUAGCAGGUGCCAACUGUAGCAUUGGGUCAGAAGAGAGCCAAGACACAGAAUCCAAUCCAUCAGCAGCAGACAGUGAAGAAUCCCACUCAGACAGCAGAGAAGGUGGAGCUAGCACAGACAACCAGCAGGUGGACAACACUGCAGACCCUGUGUUGGACAUGGACAUCCAGGAGUUGGCCAACCUCACCACCAGAGACAGCGACCUGGAGAGCUUCGAACGGCUCUUCUCAAAGCUGAAGGAAAUGAAAGAUAAAGCUGCAACGUUGCCUCAUGAACAAAGAAAACUGCACGCAGAAAAGGUGGCCAAAGCAUUCUGGAUGGCAAUUGGGGGAGACAGGGAUGAAAUUGAAGGUCUCUCCUCAGAUGAAGAAAACUAAGUUCUCGUGUCGCUGACGGGGACAGAGCAACCCUGGAGGAGGAUCUCCAGCCAGGAGUGUGGAUGGUGAAAAGCCCCAUUUAGCUUUAGUUGCUUUCUUUGGUUACAGGAUUCUCUGGAUCAUUGCAGUAAAUAACACAUUCCACAGCACCUCAUGGGUGGAGGGCUUUUGUCUGACUGUUCAUUUAUUCUCUCUCCGAGAGUUCUGGAAGGCGAUUCAUGCAGCUAGAGGGAAUAAUCAUUAGUUUACAUUUUUCAAAUUAACAUUUUUAUUGUUUCCUCUUUCAAGUAAAGACAUUUACUCACAGUGAUCUGCCUGCAAAUGGCUGGUGGCUGUGAAGUGACUACUUAAUUUGAAACCCAGCAUUUUAGAUGUAGGCCUCUUGGAUGUUUUUAUGUAGCUUUAUAGCUGAAUUACUAGUUAAAACAAACCAGGUUUAUAUGAGCCAUGAAGAGAAAGUUGCUGAGUUGUGCCCUGUUGUGGGAUGCUUUGCCAGGGCUGCAGGGUCCAUCCUGCUGAGUGCCAAAGCUAUUAAAAAUGGCCCACAGGCCUGGAAUUCUGUUUGCCUGGGGAAGUAUGUGGUCCUUCCCAGGAAAGGCAGAUGGUUUGUGCCACACUCCUUUGGGUUUCCAUUAGAAACUAAGUUUGGGAAUAAAUGCAAGACAGAUUGUGCUGCUGUUCCAGGGGUGAAGUCCUUCCUCCGAGGCCCAGCAGAACACACAGACCUUCUGCUGGUGGAUUCUGUCCUAAGCAAAGGGAAAAGCUACGAGGUCAAAAACCCCCACCCUGCCACCUGGUGCAUUUGGUACAGACUUGUCCUCCUGUGUGUUCAUGAGAAGGCACCAGAGGGCAAGUCUCAAACUCCUGCUUCAUGGAAUUAAGGUAUAGAAAAAAAAUUCCUUUGUCCUUAGGUUUGGUGUCUUGUCAUCUCCUGCACAGGCAGCACAGCCAGACUCUGGAGAGUGUAAACAUUCAAGGCACUAGGAAGGCAGUAAGGAACAGGCUGGUGAAGGAGAGAGAGGAGAGAAGGCAAAUAAUUGAACUAGCAAAUUGUUUUGGUUGGAAAAGGCCUUGAAGAUCAUCCAUUCUAAUUGCUCCCCCAGCCCUGCCAAGGCCACCACUGACCCAUGUCCCUCAGCACCACAUCUACAGGGCUUUGAAAUCCCUUCAGGGGUGGGGACUCCACCCCUGCCAUGGGCAGACUAGGCCAGGGCCUGACAGCCCUUUGGGGAAUAAAUGUUCCCAAGAUCCAACCUAACCCUCCCCUGACACAACUUGAGGCCAUCUCCUCUCAUCCUGUCCCUGAUCUGCUGUGCCCCAGGGAACCACGUGCGUUUCCCCCAGAGCAUUUCCUUAUCAAUCUGAAAACAGGCCCUGUUAAGCAACCUUACUUAGAAAUUUGAAAUUAACAUUUCCAAUGUCUGGGUUUUUUUGUGUCAAUAAAUGUCAUGAGUCUGGA